Messenger RNA from Python bivittatus (Burmese python), 1666 nucleotides. RefSeq names its product UBX domain protein 4 (gene UBXN4). Gene Ontology annotation, molecular function: protein binding. Gene Ontology annotation, biological process: ERAD pathway. The record is from RefSeq and is a predicted model, not a curated record. Lineage: Eukaryota; Metazoa; Chordata; Lepidosauria; Squamata; Pythonidae. Gene Ontology annotation, cellular component: endoplasmic reticulum.
GGGUGAUGUUUGUGACGCGCACGCGCACGACGCGUCAAGGCAAACGGGCUGCGGGAGGGUCAAGGGGCCGGAGCGACAAGGGGCGCGCGCACCUCCCGUUCAUCGUCUGCGCGCGGACCCUCCGCCGACGACGCCAUUAUGCUGUGGUUCCCUGGCACCAUCCCGGCCGCCAUUGCCGCCGCCAAGCAGCGUAGCGCCGUUUUCGUGGUGUUUGUGCAAGGGCAAGAUGAACAGUCCACAGAAAUGGCUGCUAGCUGGGAGAAUGCAAAAGUGUCUGAGGCAGCAACAGAUGGCUUUGUGGCUAUUAAAAUUGAUACCCAAAGUGAAGCCUGCCUGCAGUUCUCACAAAUCUAUCCUGUAGUGUGUAUUCCAUCUAGUUUCUUUAUAGGAGAUAAUGGAAUCCCUCUUGAAGUAAUUGCUGGCAGUGUGUCUGCAGAAGAACUGAUUACAAGAAUUCAUAAAGUCAAGCAGAUGCACUUAAUAAAAAAUGAAGGGUUAGAAAGUUCUCCUUCAUGUUCCUCCUCUUUAUAUAGCAACACAGAAGAUUCCCCAUCACAAACAGUCGAAACUUCUGAAACACAGCUAGAAAGAUUGAAUUUAACCUCAGAUGAAGAUGAAGUAAAUUUGGUCCAGACAAAUGAGAAAAAUAACACAAGGGUAGAACAGACUACAGAUGACCUUGCUGCUAGAGUAGAAAGAGUGACACAAAAACUUGAAGAGAGAAGAGAAGAGAAGAAGAAAGAAGAAGAACAGAAAGAAAUAAAAAAAGAAAUAGAAAGAAGAAAAAGUGGGAAAGAAAUGUUGGAAUAUAAAAGGAAACAGGAAGAAGAACUUACAAAACGAAUAUUGGAAGAAAGGAACAGAGAAAAAGCUGAGGAGAAAGCUGCUAGGGAACGCAUCAAGCAGCAGAUUGCACUGGAUCGUGCUGAGAGAGCAGCUCGUUUUGCGAGGUCAAAAGAAGAGGCAGAAGCUGCAAAAGCUGCUGCUCUUCAGGCUAAGCAAGCGGAAAUGGCAGCUAGGAAGGAGGCGUCCCCAAGGGAGAAAAGUGCUAUAGCAAGAAUCCAGUUUCGUCUUCCAGAUGGAUCUUCUUUUACUAAUAGUUUCCCUUCGGAUGCCCCCUUGGAAGAAGCUCGCCAAUUUGCUGCACAGAUUGUAGGCAACACAUAUGGCAAUUUCUCACUGGCAACAAUGUUUCCCAGAAGAGAAUUUACCAAAGAUGAUUAUGGGAAAAAAUUAUUGGACCUGGAACUUGCCCCAAGCGCUUCAGUAGUAUUGUUGCCUGCGGGAAGGCCAGCUACAGCAGUCGUACAGUCUUCCAGUGGAGAUUUAUGGAGGUUCCUUGGCACAAUCCUCUAUCCGCUGAUAGCUGUUUGGCGAUUUAUUAGCAAUUUCUUGUUUACCAACCCUCCUUCCUCCCAGCCUCCUGCAAGACAUCAUCAACAGCAGCUCUCAAAUCCUUCAGCACCUAACACUGCAGAGACAAACAGACAAGCAGUUAGGAAACGAAUGUCGGAAAAACGGGGUGAAGAAUUCAAGAAAGAAGGCAAAAUCUACCGAUUGAGAACUCAGGAUGAUGGAGAAGAUGAUAAUAAUACUUGGAAUGGAAAUUCGACCCAACAAAUGUAGCUUGAGUAAAUUGUACAUAGUAAUCACUGAUUUUUUUUUU